Megalobrama amblycephala (Wuchang bream) is the source of this 849-nucleotide messenger RNA. RefSeq names its product E3 SUMO-protein ligase ZBED1-like. The transcript has 4 exons. NCBI's taxonomy places the organism in Eukaryota, Metazoa, Chordata, Actinopteri, Cypriniformes, Xenocyprididae. The record is from RefSeq and is a predicted model, not a curated record. Gene Ontology annotation, molecular function: protein dimerization activity. Bases 1 to 849 code for a protein of 282 amino acids.
AUGAUCAGCCGGUUUCUUGAGCAACAGCCAGCUGUUACUGCUGCCCUCUUAUCUCCAGAGGUCAGAAAGAAUACCACUGACAUCUCUACCCUGACUGAUGGAGACAUCAAGAAUGCAGAAGAGGUUGUGAAAGCCCUCCAUCCAAUGCUGCAACACGCCCAACUUCUGAGCGACACACUCAGCACAAUUGAGGAUGCCCCUCUCGUCAAGGACAUAAAGUGUGCCAUCCAUGGAGACCUAUCAAAGCGCUACAUGUCUGCAGAGGAGAAAAACUUCCUCUACGUUGCCUCCGCCUUAGACCCCAGGUUUAAGUCGAUGCUCUUCUUGUCGCCUUCAGAAGUGCAGGAGACGUAUGCCAUGGUUGUGUCCAAGGCUGCUGCCCUGAUGGGGAAUGCAGAUGUGGGAAUGCAGUCUGAUGGUAAUGUAGAGGAGGGAGGAAGCACUGAAGAGAGUGGUCCUGCUGAUGACACCAGUGAUGAGGACCGACCACCACACACACCAAAAAAAAGGAGAUCCGCACUUGCAAACCUCCUUGGACAAACAUUCCAGCAUGCCAGAUCUUACCUGACCCCAUCAUCACCUAACUCCAAGGCUAAAAAGGAGGUUCAGCAAUAUCAAGAAUCCUCACCUCUACCACUGUCAGAUGAGCCGUUGGGUUGGUGGAAAUCUGAGGCAUGCAAGUACCCACACCUUGCCAAGCUGGCCCAGAGGUACCUGUGUGUGCCAGGGACUAGCGUGCCAUCAGAGAAAAUCUUUUCUACCACCGGUGACAUAAUCUCUGCUCAGAGGUGUGCUCUUACAUCUGAGCAUGCUGAUCAGUUAGUUUUCCUCAAGAAGAAUAUGCCUUGA